This is a messenger RNA of Phialemonium atrogriseum, 2068 nucleotides long. Its product is annotated as major facilitator superfamily domain-containing protein. Lineage: Eukaryota; Fungi; Ascomycota; Sordariomycetes; Cephalothecales; Cephalothecaceae. The transcript is spliced from 3 exons. Bases 182 to 1966 code for a protein of 594 amino acids. Gene Ontology annotation, cellular component: plasma membrane. Gene Ontology annotation, molecular function: polyamine transmembrane transporter activity. The record is from RefSeq and is a predicted model, not a curated record. Gene Ontology annotation, biological process: intracellular polyamine homeostasis; transmembrane transport.
GUCAUCUCUUCCUCUUAAACAGUGCGCAAACUCUUAAUCGAGUCACACUUUGUAUAUUAUUGAUACCUUUCAUGCUCCACACUACUGCUCGUUUUCUAUUUUCCCUUCCUUCGUUCCCGUCUUGCUCCCAUAAGUGACUUUCAGCGCCUCCUCCGAGCCGCGAUCGGGGACUAACAGCCCAAUGGCGGAGAAAGCCGAUGACGCCGUCCGGGACAAGGUCGAACUGUCCAAUGAAAAAGGAGCAUCUCAUCCAGACGCAGAAGACUACAGUAAUGAAAAGAGAAAUCCGGCCAGCAAGGGUGAUGAAGUAACUGAGACCCACGAAGCUGGACAGGACGAGACCGAAGAUGAGAAUGAGCAUGAGCAUGACGAUGAUCACGAGGAUGAACAAGACCCUGAAGAGGAACCAGUACGGCCGCGGUCCUCCCGAGCCUCGUCAGUCUUCUCUCGGACCCAGUCGGUAGUACCGAGGUCGGAGAGGAGAGGCAUCUUUGGACGGUUUGCUAUCAUCCCCGAGGUCGACCGGCCCUAUGAGUACACGGACAAGACGAAAUGGGCCAUUACCGCCAUCAUCGCCCUGGCAGCAGCUGCUGCGCCGUUGGGGUCCGGCAUAUUCUACCCGGCCUUGUCUCAAAUCUCGGAUGACUUGAGUACCUCACAAACUAUCACCAACCUGGCAGUUGCGCUGUAUAUGCUGUCCAUGUCUAUUUUCCCUCUAUGGUGGUCAUCAUUCUCUGAGAGACUGGGACGGCGCACGAUUUAUGUGAUAUCCUUCAUAUUGAAUCUCAUAUUUACCAUCCUAAGCGCCGUCAGCGUGAACAUCACCAUGCUGAUCAUCAUGCGCGUAAUCUCGGGCGGUGCUUCGGCGUCGGUCCAGGCCGUGGGAGCGGGGACCAUUGCCGACAUCUGGGUGCCGGCCCAGAGAGGCCGAGCCAUGGGGAUAUUCUACCUCGGCCCCCUUACCGGGCCGCUCUUCGCGCCCAUCAUCGGUGGAGCCCUGGCCCAGGGCUUUGGCUGGAGGAGCACCAUGUGGUUCCUCGUCAUCUACGGGGCGCUGAUGCUUCUCCUGAUUCUCUUCUGCCUGCCGGAGACGUUGGCGAGGAAGAAGCCACCCGUCUUGCCCUCGCCGCAGGAAACUAACGGCACCGGAACGGCCGACGCGCAAAACGCACCAAACACUCUAGUGCGGACGAGUACAGUGCAGUCGAUCAAGGAGCGAAGCAAGGCAACUAAAGUGGCAUUCAAGCACUUCAUCGUCGAGCCUCUCCAAGUAUUGCUCUACCUGCGCUUCCCGGCGGUCCUCAUCGCCGUUUACUCUGCGUCCAUCGCGUUCGGCUCGCUCUUCGUGCUCAACAUCUCCAUCCAGUCCUCCUUCUCCCACGCGCCGUACAACUUUUCCGAGGUCAUCGUCGGGCUGCUGUACUUCCCGCUGUCCAUCGGCUACAUCCUGGCCUCGGUGCUCGGCGGCCCGUGGAUAGACAAGAUAAUGGCGCGCGAGGCCCGCAAGGCCGGCAGGUACGACGAGAACGGGAAGCUCGUCUUCCUGCCCGAGGACCGCAUGCGCGAGAACAUGUGGCUGGCCGCGACGCUGUACCCGGGGGCGCUAAUCUGGUACGGCUGGGCGAUCGACAAGGGCGUGCACUGGAUCGUCCCGUGCAUCGCCAACUUCUUCUUUGGCUUUGGGAGUAUGCUGGUCUUCGGCGCCGUUACCACGGUGUUGACCGAGUUCAUGCCGCAGCGGAGCUCCGGUGGCGUCGCGGUGAAUAACUUUGUCCGGAAUAUCUUCUCCUGCGUCGGCGCCAUCGUGGCCCAGCCGCUCAUCAAUGCCAUGGGGGAUGGAUGGCUGUGCACCAUGGUUGGCCUCUUCGCCUGGAUCACGGGGAAUAUGGCCAUUUUUGCAUUGAGGAGAUGGGGCCCCGGGUGGAGGGUACAUAUGGACGAGAAGCUGAAUUCACCAAGAGCUUGAACCUGCCAUAUAUUUACCAACCACCAUGUAUAUAUAAGGAUUGCAUAGUUAUAGUUUAUAUAUACCCAUAAUACGACGCUUUCGCCACCCGUUGGCACCUAA